UAGUGGUCAUUUCCGGCUACUUAGUAGGAAUCGAUUUAACAAAUCCAAUCGGAACAUCUUUGCUACGUAAGGUAUUCUAAGAAGAUAUCUCGGAGAUUCAAAUAUGAGCAAACCAGGCUUUUCGUUUGGCCUCAAUCGCGCCAAGAAACCCGGCGCUUCAAAACCAGCUCCCCCGAAAAGGAAGCCAAUGUUUGGUGGUGAUGACGAUUCGGACAACGAUGCGAAAGAUCCGAGCACUGGACCCCAAGCGACCAAUAUAUCUGAAAUAGACGAUUUUACGACAGAAUCCCCGAAUUUACAGUCAACCAAAAAGUCGCUGUCUAAGUCGAACAAUGGCCCGCCGUCUCAGCCCCCGAACGGCAAAGGCAAGAAAACACAAAUAUCAAUGUACGGCGAUUUAUCAAGUUCGCUAGAAUCGCGCAAACACCAAGAAGCCGCAGAAGAAUUAGAUCCUGGAAUAUACGACUACGACGCGGUCUACGAAUCGCUAAAACCAGAAAAGAAGGUCACACAAGAAGAUAUCGAGAGGAAACCGAAGUAUAUGAAGAACCUCAUCGCGUCCGCUGCCAUACGAAAACGCGACGCCCUGAUUGCCGAAGAGAAGAAGAUUGCGCGGGAACGGACAGAGGAGGGAGAAGAAUACGCCGACAAAGAGAAGUUUGUCACAGAAGCAUACAAGAAACAGCAAGAGGAGAAUCGGCGCAUCGAGGAAGAGGAACGUAAGCGCGAAGAAGAGGAAGCUAAGAAGAAUAAAGGAGGCGGCAUGACUGCUUUUUACAAGGACCUACUAGAAAGAGGCGAUCAACAACACGCAGAAGUAGUUAAGGCGGCGGAAGAGCGCGCAAAGGCAGGCCCUAAAGAGGACGAGGCGGAAGAGGAGAAGGUCAAGACCGAUGCGGACGUGGCGAGAGAGAUCAACGAGAAGGGCGGUUCUAUUGCCAUCAACGAAGAGGGCCAGGUAGUGGACAAGCGCCUGUUAUUGAAAGGUGGUCUGAAUCUAGGUGCGACUAAAAAACAAGAACCCCGAAAGGAGACGAGCAAGGGGCCAGAUCGCAGAGACGACCGAGGUCCGUCGCGCGGCUUUGUCGGCGCUGGCGGGAAACAAGCUAUGCGUGAAAGGCAAACCCGGAUGCUCGAGGCGCAGCUCGAGCAGUCUCUCAAGAGAUCCAUGGAGGAAGAGGAGGCGGAGAAGCAAAAGGUCGAACGCGCAGCGAAGAGCCGCAAGACCGAGUCCGACGUCUCGAGCGCCCGGGAGAGAUACCUUGCGCGCAAGAGGGAAGCCGAAGAAGCCAAGAAAAAGGCGACUACAGAGAAAUCAUAAGCGGAAUCCAUAUACCCAUUCCGAAUCUAAUCAAGACAGAAUAUCCAUCUUGAAGUCAUUGCCUCAUGUAAUGUACACUCUAUAUCCCCACUGCUCCGAAACCGUAAGGUCGCUCGCUUUUCGUCACUGGUUUUGAACCGGAACGACUUGGCCAUUGACUAUGGAUCUAAUAUAUCACGAUUAGGAAUGAUCGGGUGCAACUAGAUGUUUG
Molecule: messenger RNA, 1532 nt
Organism: Annulohypoxylon maeteangense
Lineage: Eukaryota; Fungi; Ascomycota; Sordariomycetes; Xylariales; Hypoxylaceae
Product: coiled-coil domain-containing protein 55-domain containing protein
Exons: 1
Coding region: 104-1321 (405 amino acids)
Biological process (GO): regulation of alternative mRNA splicing, via spliceosome
Source: RefSeq, a predicted model, not a curated record